CGACAGUAAAAACCGGUAACAAUGCUUGGGGACCUCUGGGCCAAUAUGUCCGCCGCGACGAGUUCGUAUGCAUUGCCAUCGUCGGUUUCCGGUGAUAUUGCCUACAUUUUGGGUAUGCCAAAGACGAGGAAACUCCGAGGCCCAUAGAGACGAUUCCACUACCUGAUUCGCCUAGGAGUGGCGUUAGGGAACCAUCGUAUGGGAAAGGCGGCGGCGGGCUUUAUGGAGGUGCAGGUUGCAGAUGCGGGUGGUUCUGCCACUAUGUAAGAGAACACGGAUAGUAGGUUCGUGUCUCAAACGAGAGCGGAGGUACGAGCCACAUCUCGCUCUUUUCCCUUCGGUCUCCACCUGUGCACCGACCCAUGGCAAACGUCAUGGAUGGAAAAAUGAAGGGCUUGCGACGCGGAUGACUGGGUGGAAUCACUGCACGGGACUCAUCAGUAGCCUGAUUCGCAACGACUUUUGCGCAACGAGUUCCCUCCAUCUCCCCCACUCACUUAGUCUUCACCUUCCCCCAAACCAUCGACCGUUCGCCGCGCGCAAGGCUUUGUGGAGUCUUAAGCGAGUCAACAGGAGCUACCACCUGGACGUCCUUAACCUUAUACCCAAUCUUGCUCCAUUUCUCGACAUUGACAUCAGCGAUCUGAGCAUCGACGAGCAUAUCAAGGCCACCUGGGACGAGCCCACUCGCUCUAAGGAGAGCAUCUUCUCAUUGAAUAACGGAUAA
This is a messenger RNA of Coniophora puteana RWD-64-598 SS2, 727 nucleotides long. RefSeq lists its product as uncharacterized. NCBI's taxonomy places the organism in Eukaryota, Fungi, Basidiomycota, Agaricomycetes, Boletales, Coniophoraceae. The coding region runs from base 242 to 727 and encodes 161 amino acids. The transcript has 4 exons. The record is from RefSeq and is a predicted model, not a curated record.